AUGGAUCCCGAAAUCGAGUACAUCCUCAGCCUCAAGGCAGUGCGUGAACAGGCACAUAAAGUCCUUGAGUUAGCCGAACAAGGAAAACUGACCCACUUCAACUAUCACCACGAGAAGCUGAGUGUAGCUGCCGAUUAUGUUAUAGAACUAAUCCAGCGCGAUUUUGGACCAGAUAAAUACAACCUCAUUCCACCGCAUGGACGCUGGCAACAUUUUGAAGUCGGAGGUCUUCCUCGCAUAGAAAGUUUACUGAGUCAGUGGGAAGGGAAAGGAUAUGAUAAUGUAGAGAGAGUGCGUGGUCUUGUGGACCUUUUCUUCGUUUCUGUUCUCUUGGAUGCCGGUGCCGGGGAUGUUUGGAAAUUUCAGGAGCCCGGGAGCGAACAGACGUACAAUCGGAGUGAGGGUAUAGCAAAUGCGUCAUUGCAUAUGUUUUUGAACGGUGAUUUUGCUUCGGAGGGCUCGUCGAGGGAGGACAUUGUGGAAGCCGCUGCGCUGAGGUUACCACAUGCAGAGAAAUUCUAUCGAGGCUUCCAGAUCCAGAAGACUAAUCCACUGCUAGCAGUCGACAAACGUAUGGAGCUAUUACGAAGACUAGGUGAUUCUCUUUUGAACUUCCCGGAAAUCUUUGGUGCAAAUGGCCGACCAGGUCAUCUUGUAGACUACCUUCUCUCUAAGGCAAGUGGUUCGGGUGAAAUCGACUAUAUCGAGUUAUGGAGUGUUCUUCAGAAAGUUUUGAUCCCGAUCUGGCCAUCUGACCGUACGCAUGUUGACGGACAUGCCGUGGGCGAUGCAUGGCCUCUAACUUGUCUCGCCAAAUCCUCGGAUCCAAACACCAGCAACAAAACAUCAGCCAUCCAGCCAUUCCACAAACUUACCCAAUGGCUCGCAUAUUCGCUGAUGGUACCCUUUACACGAUUACUGGACAUCACCUGGGUUAAUCCAGAUCAGGGCACGGGACUCGCCGAAUAUCGAAAUGGUGGAUUAUUUGUUGACAUGGGUGUAUUGACUCUAAAGGAAGAAUCUCUUGCGAGGGGUUUACAAGGCUCAAGCAACGAUGACGGGCUUCCGUGUUUUGGGGCUAGCGAUGAUGAAAUUGUGGAGUGGCGUGCUCUGACUGUUGCGCUUUUGGAUAAACUGCACGAUAUCAUCAAGUCAAGUCCUCGGUUCAAUGGUGUUCAGUUGACGUUGCCCCAGGUCUUGGAGGCGGGAUCUUGGAAGGCUGGACGAGAGCUGGCUGCUGAGAAACGGCCGCUGACAAAGUCGAGUCCUAUUAUAAUUCUAGGUGAUGGGACAUUAUUCUAG
Molecule: messenger RNA, 1302 nt
Organism: Talaromyces marneffei
Lineage: Eukaryota; Fungi; Ascomycota; Eurotiomycetes; Eurotiales; Trichocomaceae
Exons: 4
Coding region: 1-1302 (433 amino acids)
Source: RefSeq, a predicted model, not a curated record